This is a messenger RNA of Lodderomyces theae, 756 nucleotides long. RefSeq names its product phosphoadenylyl-sulfate reductase (thioredoxin) (gene MET16). Gene Ontology annotation, cellular component: cytoplasm. NCBI's taxonomy places the organism in Eukaryota, Fungi, Ascomycota, Pichiomycetes, Serinales, Debaryomycetaceae. Gene Ontology annotation, molecular function: phosphoadenylyl-sulfate reductase (thioredoxin) activity. The record is from RefSeq and is a predicted model, not a curated record. The transcript has a single exon. The coding region runs from base 1 to 756 and encodes 251 amino acids.
AUGACUGUGGAAAGUAGGUCUAUCAAACUCACAAAUGAACAUAUAAAUUUCUUGAACGAACGGUUGCAACAGUUGCUGCCCCAAGAACUAAUCAAAUGGGUCUACUUGACUUUCCCCAAUGUAUAUCAAACCACUGCUUUUGGAUUGACUGGGUUGGCAAUCACCGAUAUGAUCUCAAAGAUACCCGAGUGCAAAAUAGAUUUGAUCUUUGUCGAUACCCUUUAUCAUUUCCCUCAAACUCAUGACUUGUUGGAGCGGGUCAAGCAGCGUUAUCCCGACUCAAAAAUCAAUGUGUACCAACCACAAGGUGUAUCCACUGAACAAGAAUUUGUAGCCAAAUACGGCGAUCAGUUGUGGGAAACAAACGAUAAGUACUACGACUACUUGGUCAAAGUGGAACCCAUACAGCGCGCUUACAAAGACCUAAACGUUAAUGUGGUUUUAACAGGGAGAAGGAAAUCACAAGGUGGGGCAAGAUCGUCUUUGGCGGUGCUAGAGUUUGACGAACCCAACAAUAUUCUCAAAGUCAACCCGCUUUGGGAUUGGGAUUUUAAUGCGGUGAAGAGCUACAUCGAUGAAAACAAUGUGCCAUAUAAUGAACUAUUAGACUUGGGAUACAAGUCGAUUGGCGAUUGGCACUCCACAGUUCCUGUAGCCGAUGGGGAAGACGAGAGAAGUGGAAGGUGGAAAAACAAGGUCAAAACAGAGUGCGGCAUUCACAUUGCAAAAGAAUUUACCGAAUUCACUGCAGCUUGA